Messenger RNA from Heterobasidion irregulare TC 32-1, 480 nucleotides. RefSeq lists its product as uncharacterized. Bases 1 to 480 code for a protein of 159 amino acids. Lineage: Eukaryota; Fungi; Basidiomycota; Agaricomycetes; Russulales; Bondarzewiaceae. The transcript has a single exon. The record is from RefSeq and is a predicted model, not a curated record.
AUGUCUUCCAACGAGUCCAUCCACCCCUCUUCUGAAGACACUCUCAUCGAACAAACACCCUCCACCGAACCCUCCAUUCCUUCGACCCCCGAGAUGUCCAUAAUAGAAGAACGGUCCGUACCAUGGGACACAGACGAAGAACAAGCAGCGCGGGAAGCGGAAGAGGGAUUCAGCGAAUAUCUAGAAGGACUGGACGAGGACGAACGACGACAGGAUGAGAUGAUCAGACUACUCACGGAGGACUUCGACAGACCUUCACCUUCCCACUCUCCCUCUCCACCACCCCUUAUCCACACACCAAGCGAAGGGAUCGUAUUUCCCGACAGAGAAACGUAUCUGACGACUCCCGUCGCCUACAUGAUAGGGCUUAUCGAAGGCACGCCGAACACCGAAUUUGUAUCAGGACCAACUAGACCGGAAAUUCAAAGGGCGUUGGAGAUCCUGGAAGAAGAAAGGAGCUUCGUCCGACACGCACAAUGA